AUGACUUCUCCCAUCGCGCCCUGUCUAUCAUCAGACAUUUCCAAUCUGAGUUCGUCACCGUCAGAAGGAGCAUUAAUCGUUCGGAUACGCCGGACUUUGAGGCUUGGUGGCCGGAACUCCACCACAAGCUCGAGACCACCCCCACCGCCUACCCCUCCUCCAGAGCACUCGAACUUUACAAAUCAUAAUCGUUCGCGUUCCACUUCUAGCUUCUGGCGAAAUAAGACGAGGCUCACUGCCUUCGAGCGGUUUGUUAACGUGGUAAGGCGGAAGAAGGAUGGGCAGGUCGUGUUUCCACCUGCGGAUUGGUUUCCGCCAACUCAGACUGUUGAUGUUCAAAGUGAAGCAAUCCAAGGCACAAGUACCCCCAGUCCUGAUCUCGACCACCCCACAGCUGUGCCAUUGCCACUCAGUCCCGCAUCGCCAGAGUCGAGCGCAGAAGAACAUCAACUGGGCGAUGUCGGGAAUCCCGACCAAUUCCUUGCUGAAGGUGGGGAGACACCUCCGGAGCCAACAUUCCUCGCUCGCAAGAUCCAGACAUUGCUGUCUGCCUUCCCUCUGCUCUCUACGAGUGUCCCGGCCACCCCCUCUGACUCUGGCUCUGGUCCCGCUCUUGUGCCAUCUAAUCUGAAUUCUGACUGGAAGUUCGUCUCUUUCCUAUCUUCACCAUCGGUUAUGAACGGCUCGAUAGCCAGAGGCAGGCAGAGCGUAUGGUCUGUCUUGGACAUGCUGCGGGGCACGCCAACGGAGCCGUCUCAACCUGGAGGCUCGGCGACGGAGAAGGGGAAGGAACGAGCCACAGAGGAACAGUCGGACGAGAAUGUUCCAGAGAAUGACCAUUCCAGUAUCAUGCUAUGCGGCCCUCUUCUGCCAACUCCAGAAUCAGAGGUCGAGUUCGCACGUUCAGAGAUUAUUUCCGUGCAGGAGGACGAAGAAGCCCCUACUCCCCGAGACAGGCCAGAAAAUGAGAUGAAACCUACUUCGGCUGGGAAGGAGGAGAGAAUCCAUGUCACAAAAGGCUCAGAGAAACUGAUAUGGCUACCAUCCACCACAAAGAUAUCAUUGGAAGUGAUGUGGUGGGGAUACCGCGUUUAUCUUCCUCCUCCAGUUCUCGCACUCCUGGACAACCAACAUAUCGAAGCGAGCAAGCAAGCAGCUCUGUUGACCGCCGCGCUUAAAUGGAUCUUAGACCGUGUACCUUCCAUCGCUGUGCCCCUGCAGAUGCGUCCAGCGUUCAAGCUUUUGGCACAUCUCGUGCCGUACCUCGUGUACAUUGGCAGUUUUGUGGCUUGGAGCUGGGCUGCGAUCAAAGGGUUCGACAAGGGCAAUGGUGUUAUAUUGACUGCUACUUGGCUACUACCGGUAGCUUUGAUUCCAGGAACAUGGGGGAACCCUGAAACCAUGUCUGCAGCACCGGCGGACACCGCAGUAUGUGCUUGA
Molecule: messenger RNA, 1440 nt
Organism: Sparassis crispa
Lineage: Eukaryota; Fungi; Basidiomycota; Agaricomycetes; Polyporales; Sparassidaceae
Exons: 3
Coding region: 1-1440 (479 amino acids)
Source: RefSeq, a predicted model, not a curated record